AUGGACACUUACCAGUUCUCCCAAGUCUAUAGGGCUUCAGCCAUAUCCUUUUCACCAGGCUCAACAUUUAUCGCGGCCGCCAUCGAGGAUCAUGUGAUGAUUCGAUCCACAUCGAGUCUCGACCUGAUACGGACAUGGCAUUGCUCCUCGUCUCCCGAAGCACCGUCACCAGGCUCUGUCACACAACGCAAGCCUCAUACUGUCGAUUUUCUCGAGUGGUCUUCGGAUGGGUCCCGUUUGCUCGCAUUUACAUCAAAAGGGGGGCAGGCUUGGGUCCUUGAUCUCAGCUCUGGGGAACAGGUAGCCCAUCUUGCUAACGGCGUAACGCGCGUCGAGUGGGGAGGCAGUUCCAUUCUAGCGUGGUCCGAUAGGGGGGUCUCUUGGCAUCAUCUGCCAACCGGCACCAGUCGCUUUGUGCAGUACGCCCAGCAGGCGCAGAAAGGACAUGCCUGGUCACCAGGCCAUCGCUACAUAGCCUUGCUGGAGCGACAUCAUGGACGGUGCUAUGUUGGAGUGUACGACAGUCAAUCCCUUAUCCGACACUUUCCAGUUAGUACUGAAGCGAGUGGGGUGUCAUGGAGCCCUUGUGGCAAGUGGAUCGCUGCCUGGGAUUGGAAAGUCAACUACGCGAUCAGCUUCCACACCCCGGCAGGCACGAUGGCAGGCAGUUUCAAGCCAGCCAACGCUAUCCUGGGCGUGAGCGCAGUGGCAUGGUCCCCCAACGGACGCCAUGUCAUAGUUGGGGGGUACGAUGGCACAGUUCACGUCCUUGAGAGCGAAAGCUUCUACCCAAUCGCUGCCCUCCGAGGGUAUGAAGGUGACAUCUUGGGAGAACCGCCAACUGGCCAUACCACUCUGACUCAGUUCACUCCGACGACUGCUGCUCCCCAUCGUUCCGGGGUUCAGCAUGUGGGUGUCUCGGAGGAUGGGAGUAUACUCUUCUUCUGCCACGACUCAGCUCUACACGUCUAUACACUACUCCCUUCUACCGGAUCCGCAACCCCAGACAUCUCGCAUUGGUCAACAGCGGUGUUGCUGAACGGAGUAAAGUCCAUCCGGCCGUGCCCGACCACAAACAGGAUCGCCUUUGUCACGGGGGCAGCAAAACUUUACAUGUGGGACAAGCUCGGAGUCGAGGCUGUGAAGAUUCCUGGAGACGUGCUCGCUGUCGAUGUUCACUGGGCUCCAGACGGCCACACGGCCUCUGUGUCUGACCGACGCUUGUUCUGUCUGGUGUAUGAGGAAGGUGCCGACGAGUCGACGAACAUGGAGGGCGAGGGCUGGGAAGAAUUGGAUUGA
Messenger RNA from Vanrija pseudolonga, 1299 nucleotides. RefSeq names its product WD repeat-containing protein WRAP73 (gene Wrap73). Gene Ontology annotation, cellular component: microtubule organizing center; MWP complex; mitotic spindle. The transcript has 7 exons. Gene Ontology annotation, molecular function: protein binding. Bases 1 to 1299 code for a protein of 432 amino acids. The record is from RefSeq and is a predicted model, not a curated record. Gene Ontology annotation, biological process: microtubule anchoring at mitotic spindle pole body. Lineage: Eukaryota; Fungi; Basidiomycota; Tremellomycetes; Trichosporonales; Trichosporonaceae.